GGGCGGAACGCCAGGUGGUCGGGACAGGCUGUUGGGGGAGUGCGCCCUCAGCGAACCAAGUAAGGCAUCUCACUGGGAAAGUCGAAUGUGUGUGGCGGCCGCCGCCGAGGCCGGUUCCGAAGAGGCCUCAGCAGGGCGGGCCAGGGCCUCCGCGAACGCCGACCCCUAAGAGCGCCGAGCGAAGGAACCGGAGUGUUCCUCCCAGCCCCCGACGCCGCGGGCCUAGCGUCCCCGUCCAGGCUGAUUGGGCGCACGCGCAGCCCCACUCGCCCCCACCCGUGCGUCCCCGCUGGUCCCGCCCCCGGCCGGAAGUUCCGGCGGUGGAGCUGGGCCGGGCCCGAGAGGAUCGCGGGUUCGAGCUGCGGGGCUCGGGCUGCGGGCGCUGGGCCGCCAGGCGCGGAGCUUGGGAGCGCAGCCCAGGCCGUGCCGCGCGGCGCCAUGAAGGGCAAGGAGGAGAAGGAGGGGGGCGCGCGGCUGGGCGCUGGCGGCGGAAGCCCCGAGAAGAGCCCGAGUGCGCAGGAGCUCAAGGAGCAGGGCAACCGUCUGUUCGUGGGCCGAAAGUACCCGGAGGCGGCGGCCUGCUACGGCCGUGCGAUCACCCGGAACCCGCUGGUGGCCGUAUAUUACACCAACCGUGCCCUGUGCUACCUGAAGAUGCAGCAGCACGAGCAGGCCCUGGCCGACUGCCGGCGCGCCCUGGAACUGGACGGGCAGUCUGUGAAGGCGCACUUCUUCCUGGGGCAGUGCCAGCUGGAGAUGGAGAGCUAUGAUGAGGCCAUCGCCAAUCUGCAGCGAGCUUACAGCCUGGCCAAGGAGCAGCGGCUGAACUUCGGGGACGACAUCCCCAGCGCUCUUCGAAUCGCGAAGAAGAAGCGCUGGAAUAGCAUCGAGGAGCGGCGCAUCCACCAGGAGAGCGAGCUGCACUCCUACCUCUCCAGGCUCAUUGCCGCGGAGCGUGAGAGGGAGCUGGAAGAGUGCCAGCGGAACCACGAGGGUGAUGAGGACGACAGCCACGUCCGGGCCCAGCAGGCCUGCAUUGAGGCUAAGCACGACAAGUACAUGGCGGACAUGGACGAGCUCUUCUCUCAGGUGGACGAGAAGAGGAAGAAGCGUGACAUCCCCGACUACCUGUGUGGUAAGAUCAGCUUUGAGCUGAUGCGGGAGCCGUGCAUCACGCCCAGUGGCAUCACCUACGACCGCAAGGACAUCGAGGAGCACCUGCAGGUGAGGCUGCGGCUGGGGGAGCAGGGCCAGCAGCAUGGUCCUGGGCCCACUGACUGCCCUCUGCCCUUCUUGUCACUGCAGCGCGUGGGUCAUUUUGACCCCGUGACCCGGAGCCCCCUGACCCAGGAACAGCUCAUCCCCAACCUGGCCAUGAAGGAGGUUAUUGACGCAUUCAUCUCUGAGAAUGGUUGGGUGGAGGACUACUGAGAUUCCUUGCCCUGCCCAGCAUCCUGGUCCAGGAGAGCCCUGGGCGGAAGCCCUCCACCCCUGUACAUAGUUUGUGUUGCUGGCCACCCCGGCCCCUUCCAAGUUCUGCUGUUGGGCUCUGGACUAUUCCCCCUCUCAGCAUAGCUCUUGCUGGGCCGUGAUUGACCCCCUUUGUGGGCUGGAAAAGCAGGUGAGGGUGGGCUGGGCUGAAGCCACUGCCGCCACUGUCUGUGUAAUAAAAUCCGUGAGCACGA
Messenger RNA from Chlorocebus sabaeus (green monkey), 1685 nucleotides. RefSeq names its product STIP1 homology and U-box containing protein 1 (gene STUB1). The record is from RefSeq and is a predicted model, not a curated record. Gene Ontology annotation, cellular component: Z disc; cytoplasm. NCBI's taxonomy places the organism in Eukaryota, Metazoa, Chordata, Mammalia, Primates, Cercopithecidae. Gene Ontology annotation, biological process: cellular response to misfolded protein; protein polyubiquitination; proteasome-mediated ubiquitin-dependent protein catabolic process. Gene Ontology annotation, molecular function: protein-folding chaperone binding; ubiquitin protein ligase activity.